This is a messenger RNA of Acipenser ruthenus (sterlet), 6641 nucleotides long. RefSeq names its product trafficking kinesin-binding protein 2-like. The transcript has 15 exons. The record is from RefSeq and is a predicted model, not a curated record. Gene Ontology annotation, cellular component: dendrite. Gene Ontology annotation, biological process: anterograde axonal transport of mitochondrion; neurogenesis. Gene Ontology annotation, molecular function: GABA receptor binding. NCBI's taxonomy places the organism in Eukaryota, Metazoa, Chordata, Actinopteri, Acipenseriformes, Acipenseridae. The coding region runs from base 779 to 3487 and encodes 902 amino acids.
UGACAUUUUUUACCACAAGUUUAGAGAUAUAUGGAAGAUGCUGUCUGUAUUUACAGUAUGAGCUGUGGUCUUAUGUCACGUGUACACAAUGUACAGGGGGGUCGAUUUAUUCAUGCUGAUAUCUGUAAUUUUGUAAAACCAGCAGUGGUGGGAUUUGUAUGGUACUUAACUCCACUGACAUACUGAAAAGUUACAUAUAAUUUAGUUUGGGGGCGAUAUCUAGGUUUAGAAAUUGGGGGGGAUCCUCUGUGCAUUUGUUUCAGAUUUAUUUGUUGAUUCUGGGUCAGACAUGUCUGUUAAACAAGCCAGUCAAUCUGUAAUUUAGUACUGACUGGACAUGAUGCCACACACUAUACCUUUAGGAAUACAGCCCCCGGUUAUUUACUAAUUGGUGGGGAAAAAGCAGCAAUUUAACAGCCUUCUACUUGUCUUAACAAAGCAGUACAAUAGAGAACAAUGCAAGGCUGGGGCUGUCAGAGAUAGGGCAAUAUGGGAACACUUGGACAAGAGCCAAAAAACUAGAGCAGCCUAUUCCUCCAAUUCAAGGGGGGUGGCUCAGAAAAGUCUCAAUAGUUACCCUUGAAUUUUUUGUUUAAUUUAUUGCAUGGUGCUUUUAAAAGGUUAGUGAGUAUUUCAGUAUCACCGUUUGCAAGUGGGCUGGACCUACAGCAUGUAAAUUUAGCAGUAGACCAGAUGGCUUGGCAGAGCAGAGGGUGGGUGUGAGAGUGUGGAGCUGUGUGCUAGGCUGUAAGGUCUUGUGUGUGAUGUCACACGCUGCAUGUCAGGGUUCUCGGCACAGACUGUCAGGAGCGAGUCACAUUGGCUUUAUGGGAGCGUCCCCUCGCUUCCCUGCAAGGAUGUAAACGAAAGGGGAAUCGUCAUGCCUUUCUCUAACACAGAUGUCUGCAAGAAUGAGGAGCUGUAUGAAGCCUUUGCUUUGGAAGCCUUCCUUGCAUUGGAGCCCCGCAGCCUUUCCCAAGUUCUAAGUUCAGACAGAGUGGAGCAGAUGACCAAAACCUACAAUGACAUCGACAUGGUCACACAUCUGUUGGCUGAACGCGAUCGUGACCUGGAGCUGGCAGCUCGGAUUGGCCAGUCUCUACUACAACGCAACCAUGUGCUGGCUGAGCGGAACGAGGCCCUAGAGGAGCAGCUGGCUCAGUCCUUUGACCAGGUGAACCAGCUGCAGCAUGAGCUGUCUAAGAAGGAUGAGCUGCUGCGCAUCGUGGCCAGUGCCUCGGAGGAGAGCGAGACCGACUCCAGCUGCUCCACGCCGCUGCGCCACAAUGAGUCCUUCACCAUGGCUCAGGGUCUCAGCCAGCUGGAGGCGCUACAGAGCAAACUGAGGGAUAUGGAGGAGGAGAACCUGGCCCUGCGCUCCAAGGCCUGCCACCUGAAGACUGAGACGAUCACUUAUGAGGAGAAGGAACAGCAGCUGGUCAGCGAUUGUGUGAAGGAACUCAGGGAAUCCAACAGCCAGAUGGUGAGGCUGACGGAGGAGCUGUCCCAGAAGAACGAGGAUCUGGUGAGGCACCAGGAGGAGAUCGCAAACCUGCUGUCCCAGAUUGUGGACCUGCAGCACCGCGUCAAAGAGCUGGCCAUUGAAAAAGAAGAGUUGAAAAUACAUCUGCAAGCCUCCAAAGUCGCUCAGCGCCAACUCACAACAGAGCUCCAUGAUCUUCAGGAUCUGAAUGCAGAGUGUCUGGGAAUGCUCCACGAAUCCCAGGAGGAGAACAAGGAGCUGCGGAGCAAAACCACGGCCACCACCUCCAUGAGACGCCACCAAUCCCACGGGAUCUUCCCCAUGGACUCCUUGGCUGCGGAGAUUGAAGGGACAAUGCGCAGGGAGCUCAGUGUGGAGGAGGAGACCUCUUUCCAUGACCAAAGGAACAAACAGAAACGGGUUUUUGACGCUGUCAAGACUAUAAACGAGUCGGUGCGUUCUCACUCCCCCAUGAUCCACCGCCCGCUGCCCAUCCCCGGAUCAAACCAAACCAAUGUCAUCAUGACGGCACAGCCCUUCCUGUCCGGGGACAAGAGCAGCACUGAGCAGCCAACACACAGCCCCAGGGAUGGUCAUAGGCUCGGUCAGCCCGGCACCCCUGGCAGCAGUGACCUAGGGGCGGCGCUGCACCGGCUUUCCCUGCGGCGGCAGAAUUACCUGUGCGAGCGGCAGUUCUUGGAGGAGGAGCGGGAGAGGAAGCUGCAGGCUCUGGUGGAGGAGGACGGGGAAGGCAGCGGCUGCAGCACUCCCUGUGGCAGCAUCUUCUCCACAGGGACAAACCGCUCCGACAUAUCAGGGACUUCCAGCAGCUUCAGGUCCUUCCUGCCUGAUAAACUACAGAUUGUCAAACCAUUAGAAGGGUCCUUGACUCUGCACCAUUGGCAGCAGCUGGCUCAGCCACACCUGGCCACCAUUCUGGACUGCCGACCUGGGGUCGUCACCAAAGGCUUCAAACCACUGCCAGAGGACACAGUGUACCACCUGUCAGACCUGGAGGAGGAUGAGGAACAGAGGGCAAAGAGGGAGGAGGAGGAAGAGGAAGGAAUCACUUUCCAGGUCCAGUAUACCUCCACGCCAGAGGACAAGAAACGAGCCCCCCAGGAAGAAGGGAGUCCUCCAAACAUCUUCCUGCCAAAGUCCCAAAUCCUCACCGUGACAGCCCCCUCUUCUGCUCAUAACCCAGGGAAGUGUCUUUCCUCAACCCACUCUACCUACACCUUCACAAACUGCAGGAUUCUCCACCCGUCCGACAUCACUCAGGUCACACACAGCUCCAUGUACGCACCUCUGCCCCUCGGAGACAGCACUCCGAGUUCCAUGAGGACCGGCCCCAGCACUCCGGUCACACCCUGCCGCAUGAGCUUGGGAGAGGCCUUCACCCACCGGCGCAACUCCACCACCACCCUCAGCACCACCAGCGGCCUGGCCAAACUCCUGCAGGAGCGGGGCAUCUCCGCCCAGGUGUACAGCAGCCUAGUCUCGGAGACUCCAUCCUCCAUUCGGAGCCCAAGAAAAGCAGCCUCUCUCCCUGCUCCUCCCUCCACCCCUCCCAACUCCCCCUCCCACUCCCCGUGUGGCUCCCCUGUCCCCUUCGAGCCUCGCCAGGAGAACUUCCUGGCGUCGCGGCCGGCCGAGGUGUUCCUGCAGGAUGUGUACGGCCUGAAGCCCAGUCGGAGCCGGCCUGACCUCACCCAGAACAGAGUCAAUCUGGUGGAGAGGCUCAAGAGGAUGGGCUUCACCAAGGUGCUGCAGGCGGGGCCCAAGGGGGGCCUGCAACACCAUGAGUCUGCCCUCUUUGUGGCCACUGGAGGGAGCCUGCUGGACGGGCUGAGGAGGAACCAGAGUUUGCCUGUCAUGAUAGGAGGCCUGGGACCCCCUGUCAGCAGCCCCCCUGCAGUCCCCCUCACCCUCCCGCGAAUGGACAGCGUGAGAGAGGACAGGGCUCCCGAGAUCAAAUCACCAGCAGGAGAGACGACUGAGUGAAACGCACCAGCCUUAUGGACUGGGCAACAGUGGAAAAAGUGGGGAAGGGUUUGUUAAUAUAAAGAGUGCGGAGCAAAUACAGGGGAAGCUAUAAACAAACACACUUCUCUCUCGUUUUUUUUUUUUAUUAUUAUUUUUAUUUUAUUUUUUUUUUAAUACAGACACAAAAAAACAAUCUGUCAAUUUCCAAAAAAACACCGGUUUCAAUUUCAAAUCGUAAAGGAUUACAAUUUAUAAUUGUACUGAAUUAUGUAAAUGUUGACCAAGCUUGUAAAACAUACUAUAAGCAAACAAUUAUGUUAAAUGCAAAACUGAAAAGUACUGUAAGAUUUAGUAAACUGUAUGGACACAAUAGUACUGUCUAAGUAGUUCCUAUAUUGGAGUUACGGUAUGUGCUUUAUCAUUUUUUUUUAUGGGAAGUUGUGUUCUUGAGAGGUGUUGCAGUUUACAGAAGGAAUGUGGAAGUUGAUGAUGGUAAGAGAAGGUUAGAGAAGGUUUGAAAAGGUAGUGUGAGAGAGGGAGAAAGAGGUAGGGAAUCUAAAGGUUGAAGGGAAUGGAGAUGAGAGAGAAAAGGAUGGAGAUAGAUAGAGGGAUGCGAUAAAGUAAACCCCUUAAGAAAUGGCUAAGCGGUCGUGGUUAACAAGGCUGCAUCUAACCCCUUUAAAUAAAAUAAAGGCCACUUUGCCCAAGGCAAACUUGUAACCACUUGGAGGAAAGCUGUGGAUUAUUGACCCAGCACUCCCACUACAGCUGAAAGCAUGUCUGAAGAAACAUUAUGGUAAACACUAGGUAGCAAAACUGUUUAAAAAGCUUAAAGCACAGGUGACCCAUUGAUUUUAAGCUUUGUUUUAACUUUCAAAGGAAAUUCAUAAUAAUGAAGACACAAAGCUGUGGGGGGAUGAUAGCCUUUUGGAGUUCUGGAAUGUCCAUCAUUGCAGUUCAGAUCCCCUUGGUUACGCUGUCUGGCUCUUGGAAUUGUAGCUUUUUUGUGUAUUUUAUUUUUUUUAAAUGACAAGUGUGAGAUGCUGGUAAUCCAAGCCUACUUGUCUAAAAGCCACUUAUUUUAUUGACAUGAAAUCAAAGCUCCCUCUGAUUUCAAUGGAGCACAUUACAAAGCAUGUAAAACAUUCCAAGCAAUUUAAAAAAUGAAGGAAUGUAUUGACAGAGGUUCUCCUGUUUUUAAAAUAUAAUGGUUUCUAUCAGUGAUCAACAUGUUGUUAUUUUGUACAUAAAAAAAAGCUAACCUAUUGGCACAGUAUUGUCUCCUUUUCUUGUUUAUAAUUCCAGAUUUGUAUCAAUGUGUGCAAUAAGAUUCUAUCAAGUGUUUAUAUACAGUUAAUGAGUAACUCUUUGCAUUCUCAAAGCAUGUUAAGAUUGUUGUAACUUUUAAAUAAUGCAUUUAUUAAAUGUUGUGAAUGGAUGGCAGAUUCUGAGCUUCUCCAGUAUAACUAUAGUUGUACUGGAGAAACCAGCACUGCACUAUAAAGGGUUUCCUUAUGCUGCUGUGUUUCGCUAUGAGGUGGGCAAAAAAGAAUGCAAACAAGUUUGUUCAUAUUUCAGUAUUAUAGGAAUAAAGACUUUUUUGCAAUAUUACACAAACCUAUUCCCCUUAUAGCAAAUAUUAAGUAAAUGUAUUGAAGUGUUUAGUCAAUAGAAAUUGUUGAAUAGGACUACCCCCCCCCCCCCCCCUCCAGCUUUAUCGAUUAGUCGUCUUAGUCAACCAUUGAUCAUAUCCGUGAUGCGCACGUGGGAAAAUAAGCCAUAUGUUUGUUGCUGACUACCGAUCUAGUGACUGUUGUUGAACCAUGUUCCGCCGGGUUUGGUCAAAAGGUCACCAAACUGACUUGCCUCCUCAGUCCUGAAUGUCCAGCUGAGCCUGCUGUGCAAUCUGUAUCCUAGUGUCGUGUAUUGUUCUAGAGGAGUGUGUGCUAGAAUUGUGUGACAGACCCCCAUGUGUAGGAUUGUUAGGGUCCUUAUAGGAGCAUGCUUGGAUUUAGAUGUAGGGAAUGGAUCUGAAACCAUGGGCAUUGUGAUGGCAGCUGAACAUGUAGUUGCCUUAGCCACCCACUCAUCACUCUUCAGUAUAAUGAGUUUGGAUAGUUUAUCCAGUGUACUAGGUGUCAAGAACAAAUCGAAUUACAGUGCUCCCUUGAUAAUUCACGAUUUGAUAAGUCACAAAUUCGGUUAAUUCCUGGUUAGUCCAUGUUGACAAUAAAUUGUAGAACGGUUAUUUUACUGCAUAAGGACCUUUCACUAAUUCGGUGUAUUCAAUAUUUAAUGAUUUUUUUGGCCUGAAAAUCAGAUAGCGAAAUAGAGGGAGCGCUGUAGUUUGCUUUUAAAAUGAAGCGGAUCAAAAAUAAACAGGAAAUCAAUGUUAACAAUUCAAAAUAUGAUUUGUUGUUGUUGUUGUUUCUUUAUCUAACCAAGGCAGCUAUUGACCAUUUAUUACCGUACAUCUUCAAAUUAACACCUCCCUUGAAUAAACACUGCAGCAGUUUUAGGCUAUUUUAAAUAAAUGCUGCUGCAUUCAUUUGAAGAUAUAGGAGUCAGACCUUUUCAAGCAGUUUUUCUGCAAGUACAGAAAUUCAAAACAGGAACCCAACCUGUUGUGUCCUGCUGUAUAUAAAACAAAUCUUUUGCUUAAGAAGAAAAGCCUAAACAAUAUAUAAUGAAAUGCGUUUCCCUUCUGAUGUGGAAGAUGGUUAACCAUUACGUGGUUUGGGGCUUUCAAGGGAAGUUCUGCACAAGAAGGGAAAUGUGUUGGAAUGUCUGCCAGUAUUCUGCCUUUUCCUUCAUUAAGUUUCCCUUUUGAUACUGUUAGGACUGUACAUGUCGAUUUUGUUGUACAAUUUCAGUUAACUCGGGUGGUGGCUUGGGAAGCUCAUGGCUUACUUUCAGCUCAUAACAUGGUAAAGUCCCAACAAGGUUACUGUUCAAAUUGGCCAGUACUGUAAGGAAACUCAGUGUGGAACUGGAAAAUUAAUUAGAAGUGUAAUAGUAAUGGAUAGAUCCCCUUUGAUAAAUGUAGCAUGCUUGUCCUAUUAAAUCUGAAUUAUAUGUAGUAAUUUAGAUUGGCACUACUCGCUUGUGUUUAUUUUAUUAUUUUCACAGGAUACGUUUAUAUAUAUAUAUAUAUAUAUAUAUAUAUAUAUAA